AUGGGUACAGGCAAUAUAGUUGGUGAAAUACCAAAACACGAACAUGCUGGAAAUGCUGCUUUAGUGAAAACGAAGAUUAUCAAAAGUCAAGUAGUAAAGAAAGCUAAAGGAAACGAUUCAAAACCUGCUACGAUCGUGUCUAAGGUAUUACGAGGUAUAUCAUCACCGGUCACUGCGUUAUUGCCAAAGCCAAUAUCUUUAGUUCGAACUGUGCAUCGUGUACGUGUUAAAGAAAAUCCUCAAUUGAGUAAUCCGUUAUCUCGAGGUGAAUUAGAAUUACCAAACCAGUUUAAAUGUACACACAAUGGAGAGUCAUUCUUACUUCACGAUAGCGGUGGAUCAAAAAGAAGAUUUUUGGUGUUCACAACACUCAAAAAUUUAAAUUUUUUAAGUAAAUGUGAUCAAUGGCUGAGUGAUGGUACAUUCAAAAGUGUACCGAGUAUUUUUAUGCAAUUAUAUACCAUUCAUGGUUUCAUGAAUGGUAAAUCAGUGCCACUUGUUUAUUUAUUAUCACCUGAUAAAACGAAAUCUACUUAUAUAAAAUUUUUGAAGGUGUUACGUCAAAGUUUGCCAAAUUUUUCACCUAAGCGUAUUGUAGUCGAUUUUGAAGAAGCAUUUAUUGAAGCUUUUAAAGAAAUAUAUUCAGGAGUGAAAAUAUCUGGGUGUAGUUUCCAUUUUAAUCAAUGUAUUUGGCGCCACAUUCAGUUAUGUGGGCUCCAAAAACUAUACAACACAGAUAUAACGUUUGCUUAUAACAUACGCUUACUUAUGGCAUUACCAUUUCUUCCGACUGAUGAUGUAAUAUGUGGUUACGAGUUAAUUGUAGGUAGUGACUAUUAUGAUCGUUAUAAUGAUGAAUUGAAUACAUUACUCGAGUAUUUUGAGAUAACGUGGAUUGGUAAGUCACGUCACAAUAGAAGGAAACGCGAUAAGCCAAGGUUCAAUAUUAAAAUGUGGAAUUGUUAUAAAGCUGUUUGUAAUGAUUAUAUUAGAUCAAACAAUUUAAUGGAAGGAUGGCAUAAUGGUUUCAACCGCCGUGUUGCUGUUUGUCAUGCAUCUAUUGGACAGUUUCUAAAUGCAAUUAAAGAUGAACAGUGCAAAACUGAAAUGUUAAUCGCUCAAAUAGAUUCAGGAUUAAAUGUCUCAAUAUCUCGUCGUAAAACCUAUCGUGACUAUGAUAAUCGAUUGAAAAGCAUUGUUAUGAAUUACAACUCCGAUUACAAAUUAGAAUACUUGAAAAAUAUUGCAAAAGUACUAUCAAUAUAAGGUUGUAAUUGAGAUAAAUUUUUA
Molecule: messenger RNA, 1290 nt
Organism: Chelonus insularis
Lineage: Eukaryota; Metazoa; Arthropoda; Insecta; Hymenoptera; Braconidae
Exons: 1
Coding region: 1-1266 (421 amino acids)
Source: RefSeq, a predicted model, not a curated record